AAAUCCCAGAAUAGAGACUUGCUUAGAUGUCCUUCUUUGAGAAAAUGUCUACAGCAGAUCUGAUGGAGAAUCUCAGGGAGGAGCUGACCUGUUUCAUCUGCUUGGACUAUUUCACCAGCCCAGUGACCACCGAGUGUGGGCACAGCUUUUGUCUGGUGUGUCUCCUGAGAAGCUGGGAGGAACAUAACACCCCCUUGUCAUGUCCUGAGUGCUGGAGGACCUUGGAGAUCCCGCAUUUCCAGCCCAAUGAGCGUCUGGGGAGGCUGGCUGGCAUCGGCAAGCAGCUCAGAUCCCAGGUCCUGCAGAGUGAGGGCAACCAGGGCAGCUACGAGAGGAUGCUAGCUGCUACCAGGAUGCUGUCUGACGAGGAGCUGGGGGGCCACAACGUCUUAACCCAAGGCCACGGAGUAAACAGAAUGAAUCUCUCCAGUGAGGCUGAGGAGCAUCACAAAGAGAAACUCCAGGAAAUACUAGACAUUUUGUGUAAAAAGAGAAAGGAAACAGAGGUUAUAUUAAACCAUGAGAAGGAGAGAGUGAUAUUGUGUAAGGAAGAGACAAAGACCUGUAAGCAGGUUGUCCUGUCAGAAUAUGCAAAAAUGCACCAGUUCCUGAAGGAGGAGGAGCAGCUGCAGCUGCAGCUGCUGGAAAUGGAGGAACGAGAGAACCUGAAGAAACUGCGGGACAAUGAGAUCAGGCUGACCCAGCAGAUGCGAAGCCUGAGCAAAAUGAUGGAACAGAUAGAGUCCACAUGUCAGAACUCGAUCAUAGAGUCUUUCGAGGAUGUGAGAGGAAUACUGGAAAGGAGUGAGCCCCUCUUGCUUCAGUGUCCGGAGGCCAUCAGCACGGAACUGACUCUGUGCCACAUCACAGGAAUGAGGGAGAUGCUAAGAAAAUUCAGCACAGAUAUAACCCUAGAUCCAGCCACAGCCAACGCCUACCUAGUCUUGUCUGAGGAUCUGAAAAGUGUGAAACAUGGAGGAAUCCGACAGCAGUUGCCUGACAACCCUGAAAGAUUUGACCAGUCUGCCACAGUGCUGGGCACUCAGGUCUUCACCUGCGGGAGACACUAUUGGGAGGUGGAAGUAGGCAACAAGACCGAGUGGGAGGUGGGCAUCUGUAAGGACUCAGUGAGCAGGAAGGGGAAUCUCCCCAAGCCUCCUGGGGACCUCUUCUCACUUAUAGGCUUAAAGAUUGGCGAUGAUUAUAGUCUUUGGGUCUCAUCACCUUUGAAAGGCCAACACGUCAGAGAGCCAGUGCAUAAGGUUGGCAUUUUCUUAGACUAUGAGUCCGGACAUAUAGCGUUCUACAACGUGACAGACGAGUCCCUCAUCUACAGCUUCCCUCCAGCCUCUUUCCAAGAGGCUCUCAGACCCAUCUUCUCCCCUUGUCUCCCAAACGAAGGGACCAACACAGGCCCUCUUGUCAUCUGCUCGCUGAAUCACCAUGUCUGAGGGAGACAGCCUCAGCCUUCUUGGAGAGUGAGGUUUAAGACCAACUGAUAACUAUUAAUUAGGAUGAUUAAUGCAUUGAUAGUAUUAACAUCAGGUGAUCUGAAAGAAAGCAUCGCCCCCCCGCCCCGCCACAACCCUCAAGAGUUUCCAUUAUCUUGAGCCCCCACUGAACAGCCAAAUUGGACAAUCAACUUCUAACACCAAUAGGAGAAAGCUGACUUUAUCCUGUGUCUUGAAUCAAAUUCAUUAUCUAGACUGCCCCCUAUAUGUGCUGAUCACUGAAAAUGUAAAGAUAGAACUAGCCCCUAGUAACCUGAAUCCCAUUGUCAUAGGCCAGGUUUAUAAAUCUAUGUCAUUUUUUUCAAGUGUAUUUAUUUAUUUGACUCUAAAAAGCUCUACUAUUUG
This is a messenger RNA of Bubalus bubalis (water buffalo), 1856 nucleotides long. RefSeq names its product tripartite motif family like 1 (gene TRIML1). The coding region runs from base 27 to 1451 and encodes 474 amino acids. Lineage: Eukaryota; Metazoa; Chordata; Mammalia; Artiodactyla; Bovidae. Gene Ontology annotation, molecular function: protein binding. The transcript has 6 exons. The record is from RefSeq and is a predicted model, not a curated record.